CCACAAUGCAUCACGCGCGAGCCUGACUCCGCUGGCUGUGGUGCUGAAGCGGCGCAUGCCGGGGGCUCGAGCGCAGACACACAAUCGAAGGCAUCCUCUCGCGCGACGGUCAAAAAUAGAUGGAAGAGGGCUUGUAAUUCAGGACUCAGUUCAUUUCAGCAUUGUCAUGUCUGGCCAAUUAUUUGUGAUUUCUAUAUAAAAUACAAUUUACGGUAGUCUGAAUUUGUGUAAGCUGUUUUGAUAGCUUAUUGCCUAUUUGCGCGGUGCGAGCUAGGUUUUUAUUCUCUCGCUCCCAUCUGUAUUGUUGUUGCCUGCCUAUCUCGCGCGUUCUUUAUGCACAGCACGCCGCUCCAGUCCUCUCGGAGUAAAUAGACCUUCGUCGGAACAGCAUGGCCCGGUCCAGUCGCGCCCACUGAGAGAGAUGGAAGCAAAACAGCACUCCAUAAAGAGCCUGAAGAGCUACCCAGAGGCGGGGGGCCGGAGCCUGGCGGCGGCCGCGGGGGACGUCGGCGUUGGAGGAGGGUGUCUUGCCGGCUCGGCACAGAUGGAGAUGGAGGCAAACAUACAGAAAGCCAUUGACUUCAAGGUGGAGGGCCACCGCUGCUACAAGGAGAAGAAAUUCCGGGAAGCGAUAGGGAAGUACCACCGGGCUCUGCUGCAGCUGAAAGGGGUGCAUUUAGUGGAUGAAAGCACGGACUCCGAGGUCAACCUCCUGAGCCAAGCCGCGGUCAAGCUGACGGAAGAGCAGCGGAGAACGGUGGAGAUCACGGAGAUCGAGUGCUACGACAGCUUGACAGCGUGCCUGUUGCAGUCCGAGCUGGUGAACUAUGAGCGUGUGAAGGAGUACUGCCUGAAGGUGCUGGGCUACCAGAGGGACCACUUCAAGGCCAUGUACCGCGCUGGCAUCGCCUGCUACCACCUGGGAGACUACGACUGUGCCCUGCGCUACCUGCGUGACGCCAAGCACCGCGAGCCCUCAGACACAAACGUGCUGCGGUACAUCCAGUUGACGGAAAUGAAGAUGAAUAGGGAGGGUCAGCGGGAGCGGGAGAGCGGCAAAGAGGCCCUUGGCUAACCUUUGACCUUUUGGCCUCUCUAUCACUAUGGCCUAUGCUACGACCCAUCCUACGUCACCUCUCCUCUCUGACCUCCUCUCCUCCUUUAUGGAGCCCAGUCCCAUUGAUGACUGGCCCGAGCGAUGCGCCUCAACCAUGUAAAAGAACAGGGCAGAAAAAGCCCUGUCUCUCUCCCUCUCUUUCUCCCCCCCCUCCAGGCGCUGUUGUUCUGUACCCCAGAUGCAGACUGUCAAACCAAGAAAAAACGAAGCAGAGGGAAAUACUAUACUAUACUCAUACAAAACAGUCAUGGUUGUCCGAAUGAGAAAAAAAACUGCUUAAAAAAAGAUAUGAUCAAAGAAAAUUGCGUAAUUUAGAGGUGUAAAAAAAAAUGUAAAAUAGAGUAGAAUUUCUUAUUUAUUCUUUCGAUGUGAGGACUGAGGAGAGGUCCAGGGUUGGGAAAGGGACCAGGGGAGGGCAGGGGAAGGAGUUUAGGAGAAAGGAAAUGGUGUAACACAUGUCAAGACCUUAGGCCAAUUCAACUGUACACCCUGACCCCUGCCCUGUCACAAUGGAGGGAGGUCUGAAAGCCACUGACCCAGACUUGUCCCGGAGAGAGAUUGUCCCCCCAGUACAGUACAGAUCAGGCUAGCUAGCAGGCUACAUCUCUGUCUUUUUAAUACGGAAUAGUCUUCAGACAAGCCGACCUUUGCGCUCAUGUUCAAUCAAUCUUCUUUUUCGUUUUCAGCUUUUAGUACCUUGUCUCUAUUUCUGGACGGUUUUUAAAUUCAAGGGCUAAUUCAAGUGUUUGUAAUUUGUCCUUUGAUCAUUUUUUUGUCUCCUGUUUGAUUUUCAUUGCACUUACGACUAUCGGUUGUUAUGAAGCAAAAUGUGUGUCCUUCCUCUUUCUAAGGAACAGAACAAACUAACUCCCACCGGACUCGCUGUUCCUCUGUUUAACAGGUGUGUUUUUGUGAACCGGUGUCUUGAAUCUGUUGUCCAAUCCCCCCUGGAAUGUGUUGUGUUGUCAGACUGUUACCCCCCUCUCCGCUUUCUAGCUAAUGAUGUCACAAUGGAAAAUAGCCAGUGGAACUGAGGUUCUAUCAAGCACCCUUGGCUGCACAGAGUUCUCUGAUUUUUUUAACUCUGAGAUCUACUUCCAGGCCCUUGAUCACUCAUGCUGAACCUUCCCAGGCGUCAGUGACAUCACAAGACACUCUUGGUAGUGUCCGUGCAGGGAAUCCGAUCCCACAUGCUGUAUCCGUCUGAGGUGUAUCAGCCAUCUCAACCCAGUCAGAUAAAAACAUCAACCCGAGUGUGCCAUUUGAGAUUCCGAAUUUUGUUGUGCAUAUUUUAAUAGAUAUCAGUGUUGCGACAAACAAAGAAAUCGGUUCAGAAAAUAAAUUAGUACAAAAAUCGCUGUCUCCAUAGGCAAAUUACACAACGGUAGUGGUAGACCAAGACAAGGGAGGAUUGUGAUUGGGGCAGGGCCAGAUAAUGACAUAUUACACAUACAGCCCAUCAUACCACUGCAUACUUUCUAAAUACCAAUCCCAGUGAUGCUGAUAAAGCCUGAAGUGUUUCUAGGAUUUAUAGAAAUACGUAGACGUACCUGCCCUGUUCUAAAGGAGAGGUUUGAGUUGACCUUAAUUCCGCCAUCUAUUACCCGUGUAACCCAGUUUCCUUCACCCUAUGUGCAAGCCAAGCCCCUGCAUGGCAAUGUGUGGCUCAAAGGGGAAGCCAUUUUGGAUGUCAGGGAUAAUGUCUGGUUCAUUGCUUUCUAUAACAGGGCAGGUCGCUCCCCCUGUCCAAUGUAUCCCGCUAAUACCCUCUAUGCUCCCUGCAAACGUAGAAUGGGUUAAUGGAGUAGUCAGCGGCAUAGCCUGAAAAGGACCUCGGUAUCUUGUGUCUCGCAUCGGGUAAUUUUCUGAGACUUUUAUGGUCCCAUGCAGAAAGAAAUGAAGGUCAGCAUCAGUGGUCUGCCUUGGCCAAGGCGAGGAGAAGAAUUCCAAAAGGACUUCAGAGGAGUGGAUAAUACAUUUGCCUGUGGCCUAAUAUGAGGGACAUUGGGACCAAAGUGCAUCAAUAAGAGGAGGCUGUUGAGGGGAGGACUGCUGAUAAUGAUGUCCGGAACGGUGGAAACCAUGUGUUUUGACGUAUUUGAUACCUUUCCAAUAUUCUGCUCCAGCCAUUACCACGAGCCCGUCCUCCCCAACUCAGGUGCCACCCAACCUCCUGUGGUGUCAAUGGGACUCUGGAGAGGCAGCAGCGCGAUGCCUGGAGCAAAUUUGUGGGAUCCAGAGAAGCGCUCCACUGUAGAGGGAAAUGGGCCAGCAGCACCAGUAACACAGCAGGAGUGCAGUGUCACUCUGAAACUGUGGAGAUGGGAUUAUGGUGAAGCAGCGUUGUGAAGAGGUUCGGGGGAGGUUUACACCUUGGUACAGAGACGGCGUGGAAAAACCCAGAGGCACCAAGAACUUCUUUCUCGCACUCUCUAUUUCUCUCUGAUUCUCAUUCUCUCCACCUCUUCCCCUCUCUCCAGAUCUCUCUCCAUAUCUCAAUUUAAAUUCAAAUUGCUUUAUUGGCAUGACGUUUCAAUGUCCAUAUUGCCACGCCUACUUUGCAAAUGGAUAUAUAUUUAACAAUAUUAACAUCAUAAACAAAAUGUAAUAAUAAUAAUCGGGAUUGUCAAUGAGUAUACACUGAGUAUACCAAACAUCGGGGCAUGGACUCUACAAGGUGUUGAAAGCGUUCCACAGGGA
This is a messenger RNA of Oncorhynchus tshawytscha (Chinook salmon), 3817 nucleotides long. RefSeq names its product tetratricopeptide repeat protein 9B-like. The record is from RefSeq and is a predicted model, not a curated record. Bases 422 to 1075 code for a protein of 217 amino acids. Lineage: Eukaryota; Metazoa; Chordata; Actinopteri; Salmoniformes; Salmonidae. The transcript has 3 exons. Gene Ontology annotation, molecular function: protein binding.